This is a messenger RNA of Tricharina praecox, 1823 nucleotides long. RefSeq names its product Bestrophin, RFP-TM, chloride channel-domain-containing protein. The transcript is spliced from 2 exons. Bases 260 to 1429 code for a protein of 389 amino acids. Gene Ontology annotation, molecular function: chloride channel activity. The record is from RefSeq and is a predicted model, not a curated record. Lineage: Eukaryota; Fungi; Ascomycota; Pezizomycetes; Pezizales; Pyronemataceae.
ACAGAUACCAAAUAACCGCUCAAAAAUAUGCCGGAGGAGAUAAAUCGCCAAUCCCUUUCUUCAUUCUUUUCCUGCAUAAAAACAGGAACGUAUCGUAUGCACUGAGUGGCUGGCCAUCCAGCGUCUAACCACUACCUAGCCUUCCCCCCAGAUUCACCAACACAUCACAGGCAGGACCCUUCUAGGAAGCCUACUAGCCUGCCAAUCAUCCCCCCUUCCCCGCCCGCUGUCCUAGGUACUUCUCCUCACCGCCGCCUCGAUGGUAUACUUCGAUACCUUACCGACGACCGCCAGCUCCUCGCGCAGCUCGUCCCCUCCGCACCCAAACACGCCCGAUACCCGGCCCACCUUCAGCACACGGUCCUCGUUCCGGCGCACAGGCACGCUCAAGAUCGAACGCUACGUCGGCCAACAAGCCAUCACGAUCUCGCGAGAAAUGUCGCCGACGCUGCCCGAGCACAACGUGCCCGAGUUCCGCGCACCGACCUUCCCCCUCUCCCACGCCUCGCGACAGAAACCGCGGAAAUGGCCCCUCGUCUUCCGCUUCAUCAAGGGUUCGAUCCACCACGUUAUCAUUGUGCCCAUCACGCUCCAUGCGCUCUUCACCACACUCAUAGUCUACCUGGACCAAAGCCUGCACUUCAGCCUGGGCCUACCGAGCUCCAUCGUGCCCUCGCUCUCCAUCGUUGUGGGCCUGAUGCUCGUCUUCCGCAACUCCAGCAGCUACGACCGAUACUGGGGCGGGCGGCAGGGGAUCCAACGGAUCGUGUCGAUCGUGCGGAACCUCACGCGGUCGUUCCUGAUCUGCGGGCCGCUGGAAAAAGACGGCGACCGCGAGGAAACGGAAAAGACCGUGCGCUGUCUCGUCGCGAUUCUCUACGCGGUGAAGAACUAUCUGCGCGGGAACUGGGGGAUCGCCGGAUACGAUCCCGCGUACAAUGACCUCCUGCCGCGCGGGAUGAAGGGGCACGAAUCCGAGGGCCUAGGCAUGCCGCUGGAGCUGUGCUGCGUCAUCGAACGGUACAUCAAGCGCGGCGUGAACCGCGGCGCCUUCAACGCGCCGCAGUCGGCCAUGCUGAGCGGGCAGGUCAAUAGCCUCCUCGACGCGUUCGGGAGCAUGGAGACGAUCAAACUCACGCCCAUCCCCGUGUGCCACCAGAUCCACCAGAAACAGGUGCUCGCCCUGUACUGCUGCGUGCUGCCGUUCUGCCUCGUCGGCGAGCUGGGCUGGUGGAGUAUUCCCGUCAUCGUCAUGGUGUGCUUCACCCUCUAUGGCAUCGAGGGCAUCGGAGAGGAACUAGAGGACCCCUUUGGCGACGAUAAAAACGAUAUUCGCAUGGAUGAGAUUAUUGAGGACGUCCGUGCUGAGGUCAUGGUCAUGCUGCGCGGGUUUAACAGUGGUGAGGGGAUAUAUUAUCAGGGCGAGUAGUUGGUAGAGCGAGGUCACGUGAUGCAUGUAAUUAUUGGCGCGGGGUUAGAGGAGUUGUAGGAGUUGUAGGAGUUAUGGUAGGCAUUGGUUAUGAGUGAGUAGGUUAUGAGUGAUGAUGGAUGGAUGAUGAUGACCCGAUGAUGACCCGAUGAUACCCCGAACAUUCGUUUUUAGUUUUAGUGUUAGCAUGCAUUUCUAUUUUUUUUUGACUCUGCUCUUAUCUGUUCAUUCCACUAUCAUGUAACUAGUGUAGUGUGUGAUUUCUGUAGAGGUGGGUGGUUUACGUAGAGGUGGUUUGGUGUACAGUUAGAUGUUGGAUAGGCAUAGCGAGCGAGUUACUGGAUAGUUAGGAUGGAUACAAGUUUGGACGAUACUAUGGAAGAUGCUACGGAAG